AAACUGAAUUUUCUUUCGGGUCAACGCACAUAUUGGUGCAUUUUAAAAAACGAAUGCAUUUGUUGCGUGUGGAAACAAUGUGUGUUGUAAAAAUUUACGUAUAAAGAUGUUACAGUAUACGCCCGCACUCUCUCUUCACCCUUCUUCCCUUAUAACCAGUCACUACGUUGCAUGCGUAAAUGCAGUGUUGAUUUAUUCAAUUGUUCAUUACAAUCGUACAAUUCAUAAGUGAUAUGUAUUGUUUGGAUAAUUCUGUUCUUCCCUAUGUGCAUAGUUUUACAAAUCAUGGUGUCAAUGGACAACAGUUGUUAAGUUUGAGGCCUGAAGAUCUAGAACAUCUUGGUGUAUUGAAACUUGGUCACCAGGAAAUUAUUCUUGAAGCUGUAGAAUAUCUGAGGAAUUUCCAUUAUGAGCUUGAUCGUGAAAAUCUGCAAUUAUUGGCACUACGAUUGUCUUGUCAGGCGCACAGUUUACAAAAUGAAUUAUCUCAUCAGACAGAUUCGAAGCCUGUUACAACUCAAACAUUAUCUGAUGUAGCAUCAGUUAUAACGGCUGUAAAACCACUAGUAAGGUGGCUUGAUCGACCUCCUUUUAGUGGACAAUUAGAAUAUAAUGAUAAAAAAGUUGAAUUAAUGAAACUAGCUUUGGAAAUGGCUACAUGUGCGCAGAGAGAUAGAUUUGCAGAAAAACCAGUAGAAGAAAUUAGAAAAAUUUGUGGACAAUUAGCAAAAUUGGCAGAUUAUGUAAUACAAGAUAUUACUGAUCCUAUGAUACUACAACCUGCUAGUUUAGACUUGGCAACAUUAAAAAGGAAACCAGGAGAUGAUUUAGGAUUUUAUAUUUUACCAUCCUUUCAUGGAGCUCAUCAAAUCGCUGAAAUUAAAUUUGGAUCAGCUGCACAUCAGUGUGGUAAAAUGGAAGAAGGAGAUGAAAUUGUCCAAGUAAAUUAUCAGACUGUAGUUGGUUGGGAACGGAAAAAUCUUUUAGAAUUAUUUCGCGAAAGUCCAGCAGAAGUAUUAUUAACUUUAAAACGUAGGCCACGUCAUACAAAAAUAUAUGGUCAAAUUUACAUAAAACCAUAUAGACUUCCAAGCAAUAAAAAAACAUCUUACACAACACGAUGGCAACAUAAUCUUCCUUCACCAAGACCAGAAUUAUUAACUAUACCAGAUUUUACAAUGCCAUUACCAAGGCCAAAGAAUCCCAGUCCAGAACCUGCAAGCAUUCUAGAUACUGUUAAUAUACUAGAUACUAUGAUUAUAGAUAGUAGCGACUCGGAUAGUGAAACAGAGCCACCUUUAUCAAUUCGAUUAUAUUCUACAAAACCAAGAAAUUCAGUUCAAAGACGAGCUACUAUAACUGGUGCUAGUCCAACUUCCAAGCAUGGAAUUGAUAUAGAACAAUUUUGGAAAGAAUUGAAACAAGAACAUAGUACAACUUCUCAAUUGCGGGACAAAGCAGCAUCUUGUGCUCAUGGUUUAGAUAAUGUACCAUCAAAUUUACGGCCACAAACAUGUAUAUCUAUAGAACAGAGUAAAAGAAACAAGAGAAAUGAUGGACAAACUGACGAUAAGAAAGUACAGUUUCAAGAUAAACCUAUGAAACAUGAUGUUCCUCAAAUAGAUAAUACAAUCAACGCAAUAAAGAAUGAAUGUAAAGCUACUGAAAACUGCGAGGAAUUGUGUAGUAAUAUAAAUACAUCCAGCCAAAUUCCUUUAACAUCCGCUAAUGUUACCAAUAACAAUAACUUGAGUGAUACAAGUGUGCCUUUAGAUGAAUGCAACAAUUUUAUUAGGGAUAGUAAUAGUAAAAAUACGAUAAGCAAUAAAGAACUUAGUACAUGUAAUGGUAAAGAACGAGGAAGAUUAGAUAAAAGUCACAGUACGCCAGCAUACGAUUUAAUGGAUGACAAUAUAGAAGAUACAAGACAAAAGUUGUUCCAUAUGUUAGAACCAUCUACGAAUAAUGUAAGCAAUGUAUCAAGUAAGACUGAUGUUCAAUUGACUAUCGCAAGUUUUGAAGAUCAACAGAAAUUAAAAAAUGUUGAUGAAAAAAAACAAAGUAUGGAAAUAAAUUUUGAUAGUAAUAUUGUUCAAAAAUAUAAUGAUACUGAUAAAUAUACUGCGCAAGAUAAGGAAAAAAAGCAAUGUUCUAAAUCCUCGGAAUAUUUAGAUUCAUUUAAAAAUAAAGUAACUGAAGCAACUCACAGGAUCAGUAUAGAAAAUAACCAAAGCAAUAAUGAAUGUAUUAACACUGAUAUAAGUAAUUAUGACAAGAAGAAUGUGACGAAUAAUUUAAAUGUUGAAAUGGAAAAUACAUCGAAAGUAUGUAACGCUCAAAACUUUGCAAAUUUCAAUCAUAAAACUAACGAAGAUAGAUUGGAAUCAAUAAAUAGUUUUGUGCAAAACAGUGAGGAAAAUAAUUCGAAUCUAAAUAAAUUUGAAAAGAUUCUUCAAACAUUUAAUGGACAAAAUUAUUGUGAUUCGAUAGAACAUAAAAAAUUAAUGGAGAAAAAGUCUAAUAUAUCAAUAAAAGAAAAUAUGCAAGUUCAAAGACAAAUAUGGACAAAUAAUGAUCUAAAUUCUACUGAAGAUAAACACAUGUAUAAUGAUAUUACUAAUAAUAUUACUCGAAACAUUCCUCAAAUUCAUGUCUGUCAAAAGGUACAGAAUGAUAAUACAAAAAAUGAAGAUUUAAUUAUUCAAGAAAAUGCAGUACAAUCAUGCAAAUGUGCAGAAGUAACAGAAACUGAAUCUAGUAAGAAGCUAGAAAAUAAACCUCAUCUAAUACCUCCAGAUCCGCCUCCACGUAAAUACUAUUCAAAGUUAACAAUUGAUUCAUUAAGUAAUACUUCAAAAACAUUUGAAGAUCAAGAAAAGUCUUGUAUAACGGAAAAAAUUAAUACUAGAAAAGAUCUAAAAAGUGUGGAAUAUUAUACAGAAAAUCAUAUCAAAAGUACCUUAGACCAUCAAGAUAAACAGGAUUAUUUUGAUGUUUAUAAUAGUUUUACAGAAAAAUUAGAAUUUAUUGACAAUAUAAAUACUCUAGAUAAUGAACGUAGACCUAGCUUAAAUUUAGAUUCUGCAUAUUUAGAAUAUAAUGAUAAGCAAACAAAGGAAAAUAAGUUUAUCUGUGAUACAUAUGAACCUAUUGUUGAGAAAUCUGUAUAUACUAAUUUAACAAUGGAAUAUCAUGAUACUGAAUCUUAUUCUCAGAAUAUGGAUACUCCAGAUGGUUCAUGCUCUUCAAAGCAAGUUCUAGAUCAUAAAUCUAAAGUGUCUGAAAAAGAAAAAAGUUUUGAAAAAGGUGUGGUUAAUAAAGCUAUGAUGGUGGCUAGAAGUAUUGGAUUGCAUGGAAGUUUAAGUAAAUCUUCCAGUAGUAGUCCCAGAAGUAAUAGAAAACGAAGUAUAUUAUUUGCAAGGAAAAGAAAUAUCUCUGUUAAAGAUAUAGGCACAGGUGAUUUAGAAGGAUGGUUAACAUAUCGCACAAGAGGUGCUGGUGGUGCUUGGGCGAAAGCUUGGUUUGUUUUAAAAUGUUCUUCCUUGUACAGGUUUAAAACUCAAAACAGUAUGAAAGCAGACUGUCUCAUAGCUUUGACAGGAUUUACCGUAUCUCGAGCUGCCGAAGUAAAAUCAAGAAAAUAUGCGUUUAAGGUUUACCACACAGGAACGGUAUUUUAUUUUGCUGCAGACACUGAGGAUUUUCUUGCCUUAUGGGUAGAUGCAAUUAACAAAGCAACCUUAGGUGCGGAUGGUCACAGUAGAAACAGUGCUCUUUUUAGCGAAACGGACGAAAGCGAUAGCGAACAAAAAAGUAAAACCAAAAAUGUCCAUACUUUAGAAUAUAAACCGAACUUCGACAAAUCUUUCGGAUCAUUAAAAAAAGUUGUUCGUAAAGAUUCUCCCUCGUAUAGGGACCAUGAAAUCAGUGGUGCUAGUUUAGAUAGAAAAUAUCUAAAAUUUCUUGGUGCAAGAAAUCACAAUGUACCUGUUCCAACUGCACAAUUUAGAAGUUACAGAAGAGUUCUUCCUACAUCUACGCCUAAUAAGAAACAAGACUCUGUUCCAAAUUCGCCAGAUUUACAAAUGACAAUUGCAGGAAGUACAUUUUAUGGAUUAUGUGCAUCUCAUAGUGCUACUGAUAUGUCAAAUAAUACUCAAGAUAUGGGUGAUUACAGGCGUACCACAGACAGGUGUCUUAAUGACAGAAAUAGAAGACCAGAAGACCUACAAGGUUUUAUUACAUUAGAGGAAUUCAUGUUGCAACAAGAGGAUCAAAGACAAAUGACAAAAUCAAGAUCUAUAUCUCCACGAAUAACACCUUUAAUUAGUGAUCAUGUUCAUGUUCAACAUAGGAAUUUUCAUGAUAAUGAGACUGUUAGUGAACAAUCUAGGCAUGUUGCUGAUGGAAUUUUAAAUAAUGAUGUUUAUGCUCAAAAUAAAAAUAGCGAUGAAAAUGUAAAUAACACUGCUUCUGCAUAUGGCUAUACUCGGAAUAUGGACAACAUUGGAAUGCGACAAUGUAGCGGAGAUUUCGAUUCAGAAAGAAAUGAAUAUAGAGGAGACCCAUCAAAACAUAUAGUUCAUAAAAAGUCGAAUGAACUUUGUCACAUUAAUAAAAAAAAAUUGUCAGAUAGCUCAAAUUUUCAACAUUUACAGUCAAGCAAUUCAUUUUAUUGUAAAGCUGCAACAAAUGAACAAAAACACUCUUCAUAUUACAAUAAACCAAAUAUUGUUGACAAGCCUGCAAGACAAAUGAACUUGAAUUGUGAAUGUAAUACUAAUAUUUAUACAAAUCAAGCACAGUCUUUGAGUAAUCAUGAUAUUUCUAGAUCAUAUGAUUAUUAUUUACCUAAAAAUGUCAAUAAUUCAUCAGAGGAUAUAAAGCCAGUAUCAAGACGACUUACUCGAAAUGAUGGUUCUGGAUCUACUAAUGAUCUUACAUUUCAUACUUUUUACGAAACUUUGCAACGUGCAAAGAAAGAUGCAUCCAUUAGUCGCAAAGGAAGCUUCAAUUUAACAAGUCGUAAUCACGUUUCCUCGGAUAAGCAUUGGUUGGAUUCUUUGCGACGAGCUGAUAAAAAAGAAGCCAAUUAUGAUAAAACUCGUUUAAAAAAUGUAGCUCAGUAUCAACCACCACCUAUGCCAACUUCUCCAUUCGAACAAGAAGGGAUGACUGCUGCAUUUGAAAUGCAUUUAGAUAAAGGUGAACAGGUUCAAAAACCAAAUCGUUUGAAAAAUUUGUUUGCUAAUAAAUGUCAGCAGAAACCUUCUACACUUGAGUUGCCUAAAGAAACACAAAAGACUUUAUUAGGGUCACCGAGAUUACAUAGAGCGUUAUUUAGAGAAAAAUGUUACAACCAAUCACGGUUACCAAGUCGGUCGAACAGUCAGAGUCCUGGUGAUAGUGGAAUCAGUCAAUCUCUUAGUCCGUUCCGUGGAAAUAGUCCUCAAACUCUCAGUCAGAGUUUUAGUUCGGUUAGUUCUGUUAGUGAUUGGAGUCCAGACACACCAUCGCCGUGUACUCCAAAUUUAACAUUGAAAGCUGGUGCAAGUCAGCUUUCUUGUCAAAAACACGCAAGCACAGGUAGAAACUCAUUGACACCACCGACAUUGCCUUAUAUACCACCACCUACGUCACCACCACCUGAUUAUCCUGGUCUUGAAUAUCCGCCAGUAUUUGAACCUGGUACUUACUCUCUCUUGGAUGCUUCACUGCUGCGUAAUCGUAACAAAAGCAAUCGAGAUACUCAUUAACCAAUGACAAUUUAGUUUAUUAAUCUACAUAAUAAUAACCAAAGAUAAUAUGUUUCCUUAAUCAUUAUCUAAUCUCUAAUUUAUAUAAGGAAUUCAAAAGAAUAAUAAUAUUUUUUCACAGAAGUAUUAAAAUUUAACCGUCCAUUUUAUAAGAAUCCGAAGGUUACUGAAUCAUUUUUUUUAUAUAAAUUGAAAUUGUGAACUAUUCACUCAAUAAGAGAUGAGAUAAAUAAUGAAAGUUGAGUGGACGACUGAAAUUUAAUAUAUUAUUAC
Molecule: messenger RNA, 6029 nt
Organism: Frieseomelitta varia
Lineage: Eukaryota; Metazoa; Arthropoda; Insecta; Hymenoptera; Apidae
Gene: cnk
Exons: 12
Coding region: 234-5756 (1840 amino acids)
Molecular function (GO): protein binding
Source: RefSeq, a predicted model, not a curated record